Molecule: messenger RNA, 1227 nt
Organism: Cryptococcus wingfieldii CBS 7118
Lineage: Eukaryota; Fungi; Basidiomycota; Tremellomycetes; Tremellales; Cryptococcaceae
Exons: 6
Coding region: 1-1227 (408 amino acids)
Source: RefSeq, a predicted model, not a curated record
AUGACCCCUCAAGUCGCCAACGACCUCCGCACAGAGCUGCGCUACGAGCCCACCACCAUCUCUUACCUGUGGCAACGCCUUGUACCGGCCACAUCACCGCCUACACCCCCAACACAGCUCACCAUCUUUGAGCCCCCAGCAAGUACCUACAAACCCAUCACCAUCCCUCUCCCUCCUCUCGCCAAAGUCGGAGAGUCAUGGCGUUUGGGCUUGUUCUCUUCGGGGGCCUCUAGUAAGGCCAGAGGGGCCGAGGCAGGGCCCAGUGGUAAGCUGUUGGACUUGGUGCAAGGUCCGCAAAUACUCGGCGUCUGGUCUGAAGGAAUUCAGAUCAUCCGACCAUCUGGCUCGGGUCUUACGCCGGGGGCAGUACGAGGUAUGGGCAAACAAAAAGAGACCCAGCCCUCGUCAGGAGCAAAGGGAAAGAAUGUCAAAGGCAAUGGAAAGGGCAAGCCCGAGAAAGAUGAGGGUGCAAAGCAGGGGAGGAUCAUCAGGGAAUGGGCCUUGCCGGAGAACGAGGAUUCCUUGAGGAUCGUUGAACAGACUAGCUUUGAUCUCGACAAGAAAAUAUGGGACUCGGGUCUGGCGCUGUCUGCUUGGCUAUGGAAGUAUCUGCCAGACCCGUCAACUCUACCCUCCCUGGGUCCACGAGUUUUGGCCCUACUGACAAGAGAAGAGCAGCUCAGCAUUCUCGAGCUUGGUACGGGAACAGGUCUAGUAUCAAUCGUCCUCGCUCUUGCUCUAAGACGUCGAAAUUUGGGCAGAGAAAUCACUGCCACCGACCUCGACUCUGCUAUACCUCUGAUGGAUGAAAACAUCGCCCUCAAUCCUAUCCCACCUCAACCGCAAUCGACAGAGCAAGCAAACGACGAGCCAGAGGUCUCUCCCAAAGUCACCCUUGACGCCAAAGUCUUGGAUUGGGACCAACCUCUACCAGACUGGGUGGUUCGCGAUAUGCCCGAGCUCGUUAUCGCCGCGGACGUCACCUACAACACCGACUCUUUCCCCGCUCUCCUCUCAACAUUGACUUCCCUGCUCACUCCUCCCAAAGACGACAAGCACCCCCUUUUAAUUUUAGCAUACAAACAACGUGACCUGGCCGAGAGAGACCUGUGGGAGAUGUUGAAGGAGAAGGGCAUAGGAAUGGUGUUGAUUGACAAGGUGCAGGGUGCGGAGGAGGGGUAUGGGGAGACCGAGAUCUGGGUCGGAGGCUAUGGUCUCAAAGAAUAG